AUGCCCCCCUCAGAUUCAGAAGUCUCCUCAUUAUCGUCUGCGCCACCGACAGACGACGAAGCUGCCAUGGCUAUCGACGAGCCAGUUGGUAUCGCAAAGUACUUCAAGAAGGAGUCGGAAACACCUCCGCCGAAACGGGAGCCAUCACCACCGCAUGAAUACGUUUUGGCCGACAACCCCGAUAUUGCAUUCAUCGUCACGUUCCGAGCGCGUUUCCAUGAAGUGUUCCCCCGAGGGUUGCCACACUACGGUCCACAGGACAUUGAGGCUGGAGUCCAAGAGUCCCCCCCUGGAGAAUAUAUCGAGAGACUUCUUUGCGCGUUGCUUGGACUGGUUCUGAACCGCAAGAAGGAUGUUGAGUAUGGUCGCCACCCGAUUCCCGAUACAUGCGGAGUGCACGCAGACGCGCUUUUACCACCACCAAUUGCCCAACCCAGUACUAAUACAAUAUCUGAAAUAAAUAGACGUGCGCAUUUUACACGACCUCUUGAAGAAGCAAUUCAUACACACCAGUCGCAGUGGCCCAAGGCAUGGGGAGGCAAGAACCCCCUUCAUGGGGGUCGCAGCUUUGCGACCAUGACUCCCGAGGAACGCAUCCAAUUAUUGAAGGCCUUGAUACUUUGGUCACUUGCAUCGUCUGAAGCGGUCCAGGCAAAGAUUAAAGAAUCAUACAAGCAAUCGCGCCACGAUGAUGACCUUAACCAGCCGCUGUCUGUUCAGUCCUGGGGCCGAGAUAGCUUGAAACGUCGCUAUUGGCUUAUUGAAGGGCAAGAGGACACACACUUCCGGCUUUAUCGUGAGAGUAACCCGGUUCUCAAGCACAAUACUUGGUGGAGUAUUGCGGGAGAUAUUCCUGAGCUGGAGUCUGUCGCUGCGAAACUCGAGGGAGAGAAAGGCACCAAUUCGAAGAAACUCAGCGAGAAAAUUCGCGCAUCCAUUCCUCGAUUUGAGGCAUCUGAAGAGAAACGGAAACGCCGCGACUAUCGCCUGGCGAGAAAAGCUGCGUUUACUCGCCCAGACCCUGGCUUCUCCAUGUAUGAAGGUCGUACGCGUGGAAAGAAGCUGAAAUAUACAUUCGACGACGAAGACAUGUUCUCUGAAGAUGAAACUUCAGUCCGUCGCUCAACUCGUGGUGCGGGAACUACUGCAGCUUCCACGGAGUCAUCUCGGCCUCGAUUUACGGCAAGUGGGCGGCAGAUUCGGUCUCGUGCAGGGGGACUCUACGGGGAGACUCUGCUGGCCGGACAAAACGACGGUGCCAAUGGCGAGGAAGACGAUGAGGAAGAAGAAGUCAGCAGACCGCAAAGGAAUCGUACUUCCAGGAAUCCUAACGGAUAUUCCGGAUAUGACGCCGAGGAUCUAGAAGAUGCGUCCAUUCAUUCAAGCGCAAACGAAAGCGGCAACGAAUGGCGAGGCCCUGAAGAUGACGAGGAGCAUGAUUUCGAAGGCGACAACGAAGACGAAGAGGAAGAAGCAAGCGAGGAGGACUCUGAUGUCAGCGAAGAGCCAGAAAGUCUGGUUGUACAACUUCGGUAUGGCAGAGGGGACGCACCCAGAAACGGCAAUAUCGAGACACAGAACGACGAACCGCCCCCUGCAAAAGAUGUCCAAAUGAAGGAUGCCACAGACACAGCAGCAGCUCCAUUCACUCAAGCAUCGACAAUUCCCCAUCCACCACUUUUAAGUGAGAACCGCGCACCGGCGGCUGCAUCCUCCCUUCCUUCUGUUCCGAUACCCCAAGUGCCAACACAACCCGCGCCGGUCAUCGCUCCGCUGCCUAUCUCCAAGCCUAAAGAAGCCACGCUACAUGGACCGAUAGCCACUGCCUCUCCGUUCCCAGCUGCACCACAAACUGCUCACCCCGAGGCACCGAAGGAAAACCAGCCCACGGAGUCUAACGGCGGGAGUCGGCCUUGA
This is a messenger RNA of Penicillium arizonense, 1917 nucleotides long. RefSeq lists its product as uncharacterized. The record is from RefSeq and is a predicted model, not a curated record. Lineage: Eukaryota; Fungi; Ascomycota; Eurotiomycetes; Eurotiales; Aspergillaceae. The transcript is spliced from 4 exons. Bases 1 to 1917 code for a protein of 638 amino acids.